CCCGAGGGGCCCCUGCAACCUCUCCGCGCGAAGACGGCUCCAGCUCUGCAGGGAAAGAAAAGUAACUUCGCUUUUCGGAGGAACCAGGAAGGAUUAAGCGGCCUGGGAGAGGGCAGGAGCUCGCAGAGGGUGGAAGGACUGUGGAGUGAGACGCGCUCGGGCAAAGACUAUGUAAUCGCCUUGGUGUCUGUACAGAGGACUGAGCUUCGGGGAGGGAAGAGGAGGGAUCGGCUUGCUCCUCGGCGACUCGGCAGGCGGAGUUUCGCAGCGGCGGCACCAGGGUUGCGCCCGCCCGCGGGGAGGUCGCUCCAUCCAGCCCCGGCGGCCGCGAGAGUCCGAGCGCCGGACCGCGGUAGUCGGCGGGAGUGAGAGAGAGCGAGACCGAACUCUAGGGCGCGAGGGAGCAGGCCGGGGGGUCCGGGAGGAGGCGAGCGGCGGCCACGAGCGAGCCGAGCGCGCCCCCCGCCCGCCCCAGCGGCGCCGCGCCGGGCGGCGUCCGGGCGGCAUGGAGAAGGACGGCCUGAGCCGUGCCGACCAGCAGUACGAAUGCGUGGCGGAGAUCGGGGAGGGCGCCUAUGGGAAGGUGUUCAAGGCCCGGGACCUGAAGAACGGAGGCCGUUUCGUGGCGCUGAAGCGCGUGCGAGUGCAGACUGGCGAGGAGGGCAUGCCGCUCUCUACCAUCCGCGAGGUGGCGGUGCUGAGGCACCUGGAGACCUUCGAGCACCCCAACGUGGUCAGGUUGUUUGAUGUGUGCACAGUGUCACGAACAGACAGAGAAACCAAACUAACAUUAGUGUUUGAACAUGUUGAUCAAGACUUGACCACUUAUUUGGAUAAAGUUCCAGAGCCUGGAGUGCCCACUGAAACCAUAAAGGAUAUGAUGUUUCAGCUUCUCCGAGGUCUGGACUUUCUUCAUUCUCACCGAGUGGUACAUCGUGAUCUAAAACCACAGAACAUUCUGGUGACCAGCAGUGGACAAAUAAAACUGGCUGACUUCGGCCUUGCCCGCAUCUACAGUUUUCAGAUGGCUCUUACCUCAGUGGUCGUCACGCUGUGGUACAGAGCUCCAGAAGUCUUGCUUCAGUCCAGCUACGCCACCCCUGUGGACCUCUGGAGUGUUGGUUGCAUAUUUGCAGAAAUGUUUCGUAGAAAGCCGCUUUUUCGUGGAAGUUCAGAUGUCGAUCAACUAGGAAAAAUCUUGGACGUAAUUGGACUCCCGGGAGAAGAGGACUGGCCUAGAGAUGUCGCCCUCCCCAGGCAGGCUUUUCACUCAAAAUCUCCUCAGCCAAUUGAGAAGUUUGUAACAGAUAUUGAUGAACAAGGCAAAGACCUACUUCUGAAGUGCUUGACAUUUAAUCCAGCCAAAAGAAUAUCGGCCUACAGUGCCCUGUCUCACCCAUACUUCCACGACCUGGAGAGGUGCAAGGAAAACCUGGAUUCCCACCUGCCGCCCAGCCAGAACAGCUCAGAAAUGAAUACAGCCUGAGCUGCCUGGAGCUGAUCAUCCGGAGAACCUCCUUGGUAGCUGAUGGGUCCCCUGAGUAAGCCCUGCAGAGCUGCUGAGGAUCACUGGCUGGAGACCUUCUAGCUGCCGUCUUCUGGAUGGGCUCUGCUUCUCUGAGGAAACCGCCUCGUUUACUGUUUUGAAAUCAAUGCAAGAGUGAUUGCAGCUUUAUGUUCAUUCGUUUGUUUGUUUGUCUGUUUGUUUUAAGAACCUGGAAAAAUUCCAGAAGAGAAGCUGCUGACCAAUUGUGCUGCCAUUUCAUUUUUCUGAUCUUGAAUGCUGCCAGUGUGAAGUGAGCAAUCCAGGCACAGCUGAGUUAUGAUGUAAUCUCUCUGCAGGUGCUGGAGCCUGAUUUGGUACUUUUGAGUGAGUGUAUGUGCGUGUGCAUGUGUGUGUGUGUGUGAUUCUUGAUCUCUUAAAAAGUGUUACUUUCUGUCAACAACAAGAAUAAUUGAAUUUUAAAGGCUCAAAGUGACCGCUAAAUAACAGGUGUCUAUUGACUAAAGGUGAUUCACCAAAAUGGGCUUCUCAAAUUUAAAGUUGAGCCUACGUCCUUAGCA
Molecule: messenger RNA, 2064 nt
Organism: Eubalaena glacialis (North Atlantic right whale)
Lineage: Eukaryota; Metazoa; Chordata; Mammalia; Artiodactyla; Balaenidae
Gene: CDK6
Product: cyclin dependent kinase 6
Exons: 8
Coding region: 506-1486 (326 amino acids)
Biological process (GO): cell dedifferentiation; signal transduction; protein phosphorylation
Cellular component (GO): cytoplasm; cyclin-dependent protein kinase holoenzyme complex; nucleus
Molecular function (GO): cyclin-dependent protein serine/threonine kinase activity; cyclin binding; ATP binding
Source: RefSeq, a predicted model, not a curated record